AUGGCGGAAGCUUCGGGUGUCGAGCUGACCUUCCAGCGUGCCUCAGUCCACCUGGUGCACGACGUGAAGCGCCUCGAGGAUGGCGAAGAUCUGAACGAUGCCUUGCUCGACUUCUUUGUGAAGCUUGGCCAGGCAUUGAUCCCCAACGGCAAGCAGGAGACAGGCUUCAACGAAGGCCUCUCUUCCGUGGCCUAUUUGGGUUCCUACUUCUACGGGAUGCUGCAGAAGGGCCAUGCCUCAGACGGCCGUGCAGGCCACAGCAACGUGGCCAAUUGGGCCAAGCGCCGUCUCGGCAAGGGUGGCCUUUUUGCGGACCAGGUGGGGGCGUUUGCCGUUCCCGUCAAUGAGCUCCUCCGAGAUUACAUGGGCCGGCAGCAGGAGAAGCACUGGUGGCUUGCAGUGCUGGUGAAUCCACGGGGAGGCUGCCCAAACCAGGGCCCCGUCCAGGAGGGUGUGAGCGUUGCUUGCCUUGACUCCUUCGCACGCACAGGCAUGCGGUACAAACCUCCCAGGCGUGCUUUGAAAGAUGGUACGAUUGAGGCCUACUCUGUAGAGAUCAGCAGCUUCUCGCGAUCGGGAUUCGUGGCGCUCGUGGGAUUUCGGGCACAGGGCGAUGGUUCUUUGGGGCCGCUGGUGGACCCGCGGCUGUCCAGGCUGCAGUUUGGGCACCGGAUCAUCAAGGACCCUGAGCUGGACCUCAAGGUCCGGAACUAUGGCGACUUCGGAGUCCCAGGCGUCCUUGAGGGCACGCUCGAAUUUGCAUUUGACUCUUCGACAAGGAUUUGCGGAGAUUAUAUGCUGCACUAUGGCGGUGUCGCAGAGUACAAGCCAGCGCUGAAGCUGGAGCUUCGCAGAGAGCCCAAUCAGUCGCAGCAGCAGGUUUCCCGGCUGCUCGCUGGCUACUGCGGCAAGGAGUGGGAAACGGCCAGUCCAGAUGCUCCUUACAAGGAUAGCUUGAUUGCUGGCUCGCUCCAGCUGCCCGACACACCACAGCAGGAGAGUGCGCACGACUGCGGAUUCUUCAUUUUGGAGCAGGUUUUGCGACUCUUGCAGCUGACCCCUACAGCUCUGCGGUCUCUGGCGCAGAAGUCCACUGAGGAUGUGGCUGGGCUGCCUUGGCCGGCCCAGCGUGAGGUCGUAAAGCGGAAGAAGAAACUCCGCGAAGUCACGGCAGACCUCUUUGUGGCAGCGCGCCGCCAGGGCACCGGCGAUGUGGAGGCCCUGCUGAAGCAGGACGAGGUGCUGCGAAAGAAGCUCUUGCUUGCAAUGUGGGAAGGUCCGUACUUUGCCCGUGCGGUGGCCAAUCUCAUAGGCAUGGACCCGGGACCUCUACCGGAGAUUCCGAGUCUGCCCAAAGAAGAAGAAGCCAAAAAGCACGAAGCAGAGGAGGAGUCUGGCUCCGACGAGACAAGCGAGAGGAGCAGCAGCAGCCGUGCCAGGAGCAGCAGCUCUCGAAGCUCGUCAAGUGCCAGCCGGAAGCGGAAGCAAGAGAAGCAUGCGAGCCGGAGCCGCAGCAGGAAGCGCGCGCGGCGGGAACGGAAGGAGACACGGGCCGAGCGGCCGUCUCGGCCGCCUCCACCACCGAGCUUCACCAAGGAAGAUCUUCAAGGCUAUCCCUCCAAGACCCUUCGCAACCUCUGCGUGCAGUACAAGGUCCUUCCUCCAGGCAUGGUGGAGCGCACGGACCUCCUCAAGGCUCUUGAGCGCCUGGCCAUCGUCAAAAAUGCCAUCCCAGCUGGUACAGCCGCGGCUGCACGAGCGGUGGGAGAGCGCCUUUCGAACGGGAGACCCGACCUUCCCAGCUUUACCACCGACGAGCUGGACACCAUGCCCAUCAGCAAGCUGAAGAUGUUCUGUAUACAGUUUGGUCGACUGCCCUCAGGGUCCUUGGAGAAGUCAGACUUGAAAAAGGCUUUAGCUCCCUUGGCAAAGCCCUCCUCCAAGCCGGCAUUCACUGGAAAUGGGACCACGAGCAAUGCGAGCCACUCCCAUGUGAGUCACCAUCACAAGAAGAGGGCUUUGCCAAGCUUCAGUGUCGCAGAGCUGGACAGCAUGCCUAUCAGUCGGUUGAAGAGCUAUUGCAUCCAGUAUGGCAAGAUGCCUCACGGACCUGUGGAGCGCACAGACCUCGUAGCCCUUCUCCGGCCCUUCGCAGUGGGCACAGCGAGCGCGAGCGCUGUUGGGAGCGCUUUUGGGAGUGGAGGCGUCGCCGCUCCUUUGGGCCCAGCUUGCGUGAACGCGAGCCCAGCUUCCAAGCCGGUGGAGGCCCAAGACAGCUUCGUCCUCGAGGACCUGAAGACGAUGAGCAUGAAGAUGCUGAAGACGUUCUGUCUUAAGCACAAAGUCAUGCCCCAUGGGCACACGGACAAGCAAGUGUUCGUGAGCGAGCUGCCGCUUCAGGCGAAGCAGCUUCACCUUGCCAGCGAUUGCUCCGAGGCAGAGCUGCCGCAGCUCCGGGAGCAGACAUUUACAACAUUUACAAAAAAUUGUCUGGCCAUGCAAUUUGCCUGGUUUGCACCACGUGCUGGGGACAUUACCAGAAACAGUGCCAGAACCUCGGAGGUAGCUGAGCCUCUUGCGGAGGAAGGCAAGUCACCGCUACCAAGCACAGUGGUGCCGGAGGAAAAGACACCAGGUGCCCUGCGACUUGCAGCCAUGCCGAGUGAGAAUGGCCGUGGGCAUGUGGAGCCUGCGCUGGCUCAUGGAGCAGGUCGUUCCAGAGGUUUCAUGCAGAACAUUGACACUGAGAACCUGAACCCCAGCUUGGGUUUCGGAGCUUCGCGACUGGGUCAAGCCACUCGAAGAGGGAAACCAGCGGCCACGAGCACCACAGGACUGGCAGCUCGUUCACAGAGGCUAGCAUCUGCAGGACCCGGUCGGCCAUUGGCGAGCCUGUCGGAUAUCACGAACUUGCAAGACGCGCGCGAUGCACGCUUGAAGAAAGCAGCACGGCCCCGUGAGCCCAGCGCCCUACCACAGCUCGGCAGCGCUCCGCUCGCUCCGCUUGGAGCUUCUCUUGGACUCGGCGCUCCCGGCGCUCCCCUCUGUGCUCCGGCUCCGCCGUGGCCGCACACAGCCAUUGUGCCGCACACCGCGGUCACCACGGUCACCACAGAGCAGUCGCCAGUGGCAAUGGAGGUGACCAGUCCAGGAGCUGUUGCGCAGGCGCAUCAACGGUCACAAUCUGCCGCAGAGUACGUACCUCAAAUUAUGGAACGCCUUUUCGAGGAGGAAACUACGUUCCUGCCUCGACCUUGCUACAUGGAGUCCCAGCAGGAUAUCAAUGGAAAGAUGCGAGCCAUUCUUGUUGACUGGUUGGUGGAGGUUCACAUGAAAUAUCGGCUUCGUCCAGAGACGCUGUUCCUCGCGGUGAAUCUCAUCGAUCGCCACAUGAGUGCUCUGCCAGUGCUCAGGAGGCGGCUGCAGCUGGUGGGUGUGGCGGGCAUGUUCGUGGCUGCUAAGUUCGAAGAGAUCGACCCACCCCGUGCAACGGACUUCGUAUACAUCACAGACAACACCUAUAGCAAGGAAGAGCUGCUGCAGAUGGAAUGCACAAUGCUGUCGGCCUUGGACUUCCGAGUGGUGGUGCCAACGCCUGCCCACUUCUUUAGCCAGUUUGUGAAGGCCAACAACUGUGACAAUGCUCGGCAUACUGAAACAAUCAAGUACAUCCUUGAGCUCGCAUUGAUUGACUUGAGGAUGAUCCGCUACACGCCCUCGCACUUACUGGCAGCUGCGGUGCUGCUGAGCAACGAUCUCUUCAGCAGAGCUGUGCUGUGGCCAGAUGUCAUGGUGCAGACAUCGCGACACACUGAGGACGAGCUGCGAGGCUGCGUAGAGGAGUUGCGUUUGCUGUUGCGAGCAGCCCCAGCAGGCUCGCUGCAGGCCGUCAGGAAGAAGUACAUGCUGCAGCAAUAUCACCGCGUGGCCAGCACUGCAGUGUUGGCAGGUGCUUGA
Symbiodinium pilosum is the source of this 3957-nucleotide messenger RNA. The record is from the annotation of a GenBank genome assembly. NCBI's taxonomy places the organism in Eukaryota, Dinophyceae, Suessiales, Symbiodiniaceae.